CCAGGGCCAAGCUGUGGAAGCUAAAAACUGGAAGUUCAGACCUGUGGCUGGAGCUGCGGAUCUGCCUUGGUAGCAGGCAGUGGAGGAGGGGAGCAGCCUGGCCACUGUGUCUGUCCCUCUGUCUAUCCAUAAACCCAUCGGCUGGCUGGCUGGCUGGCUGGCUUCCUGUUGCUCCUCUGUAACCUGCCUGCCCACCUGUCCGUAAGCCUGUCUGUUUUCCUUUCUACCCAGCUGUCUGUCCUGUGUGACUGUCUCUUUCUCUCUCUGGACCCACUCCUCUCUUCCAUCCAUCCAGUCACCUGAGUUCACCUGUGUAGUUUCUUCUCCAUUCCCCUGGCAGUCGAUCUGUCCCUUCGUCUGUCCACUGCCCCGUGUGCCCACCCACCUCCCCUCUCUCUUCCCGGACCCCUGUGCCAUGGCAUGGGGCCACAGAGCCACAGUCUGCCUGGUCCUGCUGGGCCUGGGUCUGGGCCUGGCCACCAUUGUGCUGGCUGUGGGCCUCUCUCAUCAUCAUGCCUCCUGUGGUCCCGAGGCCUUCGCACAUGCGGCCGUGGCCGCCGACUCACAGAUCUGCUCUGACAUUGGACGAGCCAUUCUCCAGCAACAGGGCUCACCCGUGGACGCCACCAUCGCUGCCCUGAUCUGUACUGGCGUUGCCAACCCCCAGAGCAUGGGCCUGGGUGGAGGGGUCAUCUUCACCAUCUACAAUGCAUCAACAGGGAAGGUGGAGGUCAUCAAUGCUCGGGAGACUGUGCCAGCCAGCCAUGUCCAGGGCCUGCUGGACCAGUGCAAAGACGCCCUGCCACUGGGCAAAGGGGCCCAGUGGAUUGGAGUUCCUGGGGAGCUCCGUGGCUAUGCCGAGGCCCACCGCCGACAUGGCCGCCUGCCCUGGGCUCAGCUUUUCCAGCCCACCAUCGCGCUGCUCCGAGAUGGUUUCCGCGUGCCCUCUGUCUUAAGCCAGUUCCUCAACAGCUUCCUGAGGCCCUUCCUGUACUCAUCAACACUGAGACAGCUCUUCUUCAAUGGGACAGAAACCCUGAGAUCUCAGGAUCCAUUCCCGUGGCCUGCGCUGGCCAACACCCUGGAGACCGUGGCCACGGAGGGUCCGGAGGCCCUGUACACGGGGAGGCUAGGCCGCAUGCUGGUGGAGGACAUUGCCAAGGAAGGAAGCCAGCUGACGGUUCAGGACUUGGCUGCCUUCCAGCCGGAAGUGGUGGAGCCUCUGGAGCUGCCCCUGGGAAACUACACCCUGUACUCCCCACCGCCGCCUGCAGGGGGUGCUGUUCUCAGCUUCAUUCUCAACGUGCUGAAAGGGUUCAACUUCACUGCAGAGAUGGUGGCCCGGCCUGAAGAGAAAGUGACCAUAUACCAUCACCUUGUCGAGACACUCAAGUUCGCAGUAGGGCAGAGGUGGAGGCUUUGGGACCCUCACAGCCACCCAGGGAUACAAAACAACUCCCAGGACCUUCUCGGGGAGGCUCUAGCCCAUCACAUCCGUCAGCAGAUUGAUGGCCGCGGUGACCACCAGCCCAGCCACUACAACCUGUCCGGGGUCAGGGCCAACAGGAUGGGCACCUCUCACGUGUCAGUGCUGGGAGAAGACGGCAGUGCUGUGGCAGCCACCAGCACCAUCAACACUCCCUUUGGAGCGAUGGUGUACUCACCACGGACAGGGAUUCUCCUCAACAACGAGCUCCUGGACUUAUGCUGGAGACAUGAGCCCGGUUCCACGGCCACUCCUCCACCUGUUCCAGGUGAGCGACCGCCAUCUUCCAUGGUGCCUUCCAUCUUGAUCAACAAAGCGGAGGGAUCAAAGCUGGUGAUCGGUGGGGCUGGUGGAGAGCUCAUUACCUCUGCUGUGGCCCAGACCAUCAUGAACAAGCUGUGGCUUGGCUUUGACCUGACAGAAGCCAUUGCAGCCCCCAUCCUGCAUGUCAACAGCAAGGGCCGUGUGGAGUAUGAACCCAAGUUCAACCAGGAGGUGCAGAAGGGGCUGCAGGCCCGGGGCCAGAACGAGAGCAAGCGGUUGUUUUUCCUGAAUGCGGUCCAGGCUGUGCUUCAGGAAGGGCCCUGUGUCUAUGCAGCAUCUGAUCUGAGGAAGGCUGGAAGGGCAUCGGGAUACUAAGACAGCUUUGCCCAGAGCUGGGGUCUGGCCCACUGUGCGUCCCGUGUCCCACAUGCUGUAGGUCUGGGUAGCUCAGGACCUAGAUCCCUUUUGCCGUGAGAUCACCCGGAACUGAAAAGGGCGGGGAUCAGCUUGGCAGAUGAAUGACUGAAGACGGAAGGGUGAUUUGUCCCAGAACCCAGCCCAACACCUUCGGUCCUACGGUCCCGCCCUGGCUCUUCUAGCCUUCCCCUGGCCUCAUGUUCACUCUCUAAAUGGUGUACCCACCCAUCCAAGAUUAAAGAGGAUCACGGCGUGGAUUGAUUUAGUGGUUCCAAGCAAGUAAGGAACCGUCAGAUAGUGCCCAGACUCCUUCAGGCCUUCUCAUCCCUGGCUGAGAACUGCUGCACCAGGUGGGUGGGAAACUGCCAUAGUUGGCGUUGCGGGCCACCCAGUAAGGUGCCCAUCAGUGCCCAUCACGGACAGCUCCCUCUCGGGACCUGAGCACCUUGUACCACGCUGACUUCUGGGAGCAUCAGGUACUUAUACGCCACCCCAAAUGUCUGAAGGCAUCGCUUCACUAAAUGCAGGAUGCAAGAACAAGCUGCAUGGCUUAUUCAUCACUCUGGUUCGUCACUCUAGUUCAAUAAAUAAGAUCUCUUUUUGCUAGGACCUAGGUUUUGAUUCCCAGCAACCACAUGAUUGUUAGUAACCAUCUAUAGCGCCAGUUUCCGGGUACCUGAUGGCCCUCUCUCACCUCCAGAGGCACCAAGGAUACAAGUAGUACACAUACCUACAUGCAGGCAAAAGACUUGCACAUAAAAUUAGAUGACUAAAUCCAACUUCAAAAAUGAAAAAAUAAAAUUGAUGACUUCUAACUCUGAAAAUAAAGGUAAAUGUGCCAGCGGA
Meriones unguiculatus (Mongolian gerbil) is the source of this 3013-nucleotide messenger RNA. RefSeq names its product gamma-glutamyltransferase 5 (gene Ggt5). The record is from RefSeq and is a predicted model, not a curated record. Gene Ontology annotation, molecular function: glutathione gamma-glutamate hydrolase; leukotriene-C(4) hydrolase activity. Bases 416 to 2125 code for a protein of 569 amino acids. Gene Ontology annotation, cellular component: plasma membrane. The transcript has 12 exons. Lineage: Eukaryota; Metazoa; Chordata; Mammalia; Rodentia; Muridae. Gene Ontology annotation, biological process: glutathione catabolic process; leukotriene D4 biosynthetic process; inflammatory response.